Molecule: messenger RNA, 4764 nt
Organism: Haliotis rubra (blacklip abalone)
Lineage: Eukaryota; Metazoa; Mollusca; Gastropoda; Lepetellida; Haliotidae
Product: coatomer subunit alpha-like
Exons: 31
Coding region: 163-3840 (1225 amino acids)
Biological process (GO): intra-Golgi vesicle-mediated transport; retrograde vesicle-mediated transport, Golgi to endoplasmic reticulum; endoplasmic reticulum to Golgi vesicle-mediated transport
Cellular component (GO): COPI vesicle coat
Molecular function (GO): structural molecule activity; protein binding
Source: RefSeq, a predicted model, not a curated record
UACACUGGUGAUCUGUCGGCUACGUGUCCGGAAGACAUCUUACUUCCACGCUGGCUCUGUUUUGUCGCAGAGAAGUACAUAUCUGAGUGUAGACGAUCUGUCGAGCAAAGGCAAUUGUGAAAUCUCGUUAGGAACAAGACUUCGUCAUAUGAAUGAGGCAAAAUGUUGACAAAGUUUGAAACUAAGUCAGCAAGAGUCAAAGGUCUCUCCUUUCAUCCGAAGCGGCCAUGGAUUUUGGCAAGUUUGCACAAUGGUGUCAUCCAACUGUGGGAUUACCGAAUGUGUACCUUGAUUGACAAGUUUGAUGAACACGAUGGUCCAGUCCGAGGCAUCUGUUUUCACAACCAACAGCCAUUGUUUGUGUCUGGUGGUGAUGACUAUAAGAUCAAGGUUUGGAACUACAAACAAAGGCGAUGUUUGUUCACCUUGCUGGGACAUCUGGACUACAUUAGAACGACAGUGUUUCAUCAUGAGUACCCAUGGAUCCUCAGUUCAUCAGAUGAUCAGACAAUCCGCAUAUGGAACUGGCAGUCCAGGAAUUGUGUUUCAGUACUGACAGGUCACAGUCACUAUGUCAUGUGUGCACAGUUCCAUUGCUCUGACGAUAUGGUAGUGUCUGCAUCCCUGGACCAGACUGUGCGAGUCUGGGACAUCUCAGGGCUUCGUAAGAAGAAUGUAUCACCUGGACCUGGAGGUAUAGAAGAGCGGAUUCGCAACCCAGGUCAGACUGACUUGUUUGGAACCUCCGAUGCCAUCGUGAAGCAUGUCCUGGAGGGCCAUGACCGAGGGGUCAACUGGGCAGCCUUCCAUCCAACCCUGCCCCUCAUUGUGUCAGGGGCUGAUGACAGGCAGAUCAAGCUCUGGAGAAUGAAUGAUUCGAAGGCCUGGGAAGUGGACACUUGCCGUGGUCACUACAACAAUGUGUCCUGCGUGUUGUUCCAUCCCAGGCAGGAGCUGAUUCUCAGCAACUCUGAGGACAAGAGUAUUCGUGUGUGGGACAUGAGCAAGAGAACUGGUGUCCAGACCUUCCGGCUGGAACAUGACAGAUUCUGGGUCAUGUCUGCACAUCCCUCUCUCAACCUGUUCGCUGCAGGACAUGACAGUGGGAUGAUCAUCUACAAGCUGGAGAGAGAACGCCCAGCCUACGCUGUUCAUCAGAACAUCCUGUUCUAUGUAAAGGAGCGAUACCUCCGCAAAUUGGACUUCACUACAUCCAAGGAUGUCCCUGUCAUGCAGCUGAGAGGAGGUUCCCGAACACCCGUCUACAGCAUGUCAUACAACCCUGCAGAAAACGGUGUGCUGCUCUGCACAAGAACAAGUAAUGUGGAGAACUCGACUUAUGACUUGUAUGCCAUUCCCAAGGAUUCGGACUCCCAGAAUCCAGACUCCCCAGAAGGGAAGCGAUCGUCUGGCCUGACAGCAGUGUGGGUCGCCAGGAACAGAUUUGCUGUUUUAGACAGAACACAUUCGAUCAUCAUCAAGAACCUGAAGAACGAGAUCACCAAGAAGGUCCAGGCCCCCAACUGUGAGGACAUCUUCUAUGCUGGCACUGGAUGUCUGCUGCUAAAGGACAAUGACUCCGUCACCCUGUUCGAUGUGCAGCAGAAGAGAACCCUGGCCACCCAGAAGAUCUCCAAGGUGAAGUAUGUGGUGUGGGCCAACGACAUGUCCUCAGUGGCCCUGUUCAGCAAGCAUGUGAUCUCCAUCUGCAACCGGAAGCUGGAGAACCUGUGUACGAUACAUGAGAACAUCCGCGUCAAGAGUGGAGCCUGGGACGAGAGUGGCGUCUUUGUCUACACCACCAGCAACCACAUCAAAUAUGCACUUACAAAUGGGGACCAUGGCAUCAUCCGUACCCUGGACCUGCCGAUAUACAUCACCCGCAUCAAGGGCAACAACGUCUACUGUCUCGACAGAGAAUGUCGACCACGUGUGCUGCAAAUCGACCCCACAGAGUUCAAGUUCAAACUGGCUCUCGUGAACAGAAAAUAUGAAGAGGUGCUACACAUGGUCCGCAAUGCCAAGCUGGUGGGUCAGUCUAUCAUCUCCUACCUCCAGAAGAAGGGCUACCCUGAGGUUGCUCUCCACUUCGUCAAGGAUGAGAAAACCCGUUUUGGCCUGGCCCUGGAGUGUGGCAACAUUGAAAUCGCUCUGGAGGCGGCACGUGCACUUGACGACCCCAGCUGCUGGGAGAAGCUGGGCGAGGCAGAGCUGUUACAGGGGAACCAUCAGGUGGUGGAGAUGGCGUACCAGAGAACCAAGAACUUUGACAAGCUCUCCUUUCUGUACCUCAUCACUGGCAACCUAGACAAGCUGCGCAAGAUGAUGAAGAUUGCUGAGAUUCGCAAGGACACAAGUGGACACUUCCAGACCGCCCUGCUUCUUGGAGACGUGAACGAGAGGGUCCGGAUCCUCAAAGGUGUUGGACAGAAGUCGCUAGCAUACCUGACUGCCGAGACCCACGGUAUGUCGGAGGAGGCGGAGCUCAUCAAGGAGAGUUUUGGUGAGAACGACCGUGUCCCUGACCUGUACCCCAGUGCCCGCCUUCUCCAGCCACCACCUCCCAUCAUGCAACAGGAGAGCAACUGGCCACUACUGACCGUGUCCAAAGGAUUCUUUGAGGGAGCAAUGGCUGCCAGAGGCAAGCCGUCUGGUCUGGCUGCAGCAGCAGCUGACAUCGAGGACGGUGCCGGGGAAGGAUGGGGAGAAGAUGCAGAGCUGGUUCUGGAUGAAGAGGGAGGAUUCGGAGCUGGUGGAGGGUUUGAUGACGAGGAACUUGUUGGUGGUGAAGGUGAAGGCGGUGGCUGGGACGUGGGUGACGACGAUCUUGAACUUCCACCUGAUCUGGAUGUUGGCCCAACACCGACUGGAGAGGAAGGCUACUUUGUUCCUCCUACCAAGGGCACCAGUCAGACACAGGUGUGGUGCAACAAUUCUCAGCUGCCAGUGGACCAUCUUCUGGCCGGGUCCUUCGAGACAGCCAUGAGGCUGCUCCACGACCAGGUGGGUGUGGUCAACUUCCAGAGCUACAAGCAACUGUUCCUGCAGACAUAUGCCCGCUCACGAACAGCAUACCUCGGGCUGGCGUCUAUUCCACCUCUCUUCAGCUACCCACACCGAAACUGGAAAGAGGCUGGAGCUCGUAAUGGUGCCCCUGCCGUGGGUCUGAAGCUGAACAUGUUGGUGCAGCAGCUCCAAGCCGCCUACCAACUCACAACCACCGGCAAGUUUGCUGAUGCAUGUGAGAAGUUCCGCUCUAUUCUCCUCAGUGUGCCCCUACUGGUUGUGGACAACAAACAGGAGAUUGCUGAGGCCCAGCAGCUGAUUGAGAUCUGCCGUGAGUACAUCGUAGGCCUGUCGCUGGAAGCAAAGAGGAAAGAGAUGCCCAAGAGCAACCUCGAGGAGCAGAAGCGAGUCUGUGAGAUGGCAGCCUACUUCACCCACUGCAGCCUCCAGCCGGUCCACCUCAUCCUCACACUCAGGACAGCGCUCAAUCUCUUCUUCAAGCUCAAAAACUACAAAACAGCUGCAUCAUUUGCUCGGCGCCUCCUGGAACUUGGACCCAAACCUGAUGUUGCAACACAGACACGGAAGAUCCUGGCUGCAUGUGAGAAGAACCCUGUAGAUGAGCAUGAACUGAAGUAUGACCAGCACAACCCAUUCGACAUCUGUGGGGCCACCUUCGUCCCCAUCUACCGAGGCAAGCCUGUCAUUAAGUGUCCUCUCAGUGGAGCCUGCUACCUGCCAGAGUUCAAGGGUCAAGUCUGUAGGGUCACACAGGUCACAGAGAUCGGCAAAGACUGUAUAGGACUGAGAAUCAGCCCAAACCAGUUCCGCUAGACCUCCAACUGUCUGAGCAUUGAACAUUGCCUACUGGAUGUGGUAGAGACAAUAUGUGUUGAAGUGUCCUCUCAUUGGGAUCGCUGUGCUGCAGAUGAUGUCGCUACUGACGGCUUCAGUGUUGCUAUCAGCAGCAUGCCCAGGUGGAUCCAGAACAUAAUGUGAUUGUGUGUAAAUGGACAUUCCAACACAAGGACGAUCUGUAUUGUGAAUAUUGAAAGAAUGUUCAACUCACAACAUUUAGCUCCUAAAAGUUCUUCUUUUCUCUAUAUUCUGUAUGGAAAAUGGUGAUUUUUCAGCAGAUUUGAUGCAAGCAUUAAUAUUGUGAAUGCAUAUUACAAAUGUGAAUAAAUAAAUUAACAUGUCCACAGGAAACCAAUCAAAGUAAGAUCAAUUGCUAACAGGCAGACCACAAGUGUCAUGGAAAACAGCUUAGGGACAGCCCUCUAGUAUUGACUGUUAUAACUUUUGUUUCUUUGGCAUGUUACUACACAAUGUCUCUUGAAAUGCUUGAUCUGUCUGAUACCAAGGCCAGUGGUUUAUGAUUCGACUGGGCAUAUUUGGUUUAACAAGGGACAGUGUGACAUGUUGCAAUCAGGCUUUUAAAUAUGCUGAUGCAAAUUUUGUUCAUUAAAAAAGUUCUUUGGAUGGUAGUGUAAACAAAGAGCGGGACCAGCAGUGGACACAUUUAAUGAGGAAUGUUAUGGUAGUUGGCAAGAUAAUUUUACAUAUAACAAUGGGCGUCCAUCCCUUGUGAUAAAGCUGAUAACGAUGGAAGCCUUGGAGUAGAAGACAGUGUUGGUGACCUGUCUUCACAGGAAACAAUAUAGUUAUUUCUCUUGUAUGACAACUACUAUUUAUGUAUAUUUCAUCUUGAAUGUGAACAUCUUUGUUACGUGGGAAUAAAUGCCAUACUUAAAAAGA